This is a messenger RNA of Ceratosolen solmsi marchali, 2047 nucleotides long. RefSeq names its product apyrase. Gene Ontology annotation, biological process: AMP catabolic process. NCBI's taxonomy places the organism in Eukaryota, Metazoa, Arthropoda, Insecta, Hymenoptera, Agaonidae. Gene Ontology annotation, molecular function: 5'-nucleotidase activity. Gene Ontology annotation, cellular component: plasma membrane. The record is from RefSeq and is a predicted model, not a curated record. The transcript has 11 exons. The coding region runs from base 205 to 1803 and encodes 532 amino acids.
UUUAUAAGACUAGAUAAAAUACAUUGUAUAACGUGGCGUAUGAAUAUAAUAAUUAUCAUAAAGAUAAUUAUAAUUCGGUUGUGAACAGCCUCCUUGGACAGUACAAUUUAGUUACACUUGUUAUGCGGCUACAAAUAAGUUAUACGACUUGUGUCUUGUAUCUUAAAGUCAAAUUAAGAAAUACUUUAAUAAUAUAAUAAUAGUAUGUUGAAGUUAGCAGGGGUGUGUUAUCUAAUGCUAAAUAUUUCUAUUCUAUUGUCACUGGAGACGAGAAAUAACUUUUUCGAACUUAUCAUCGUUCAUUACAGCGAUUUUCACGGAAGAUUUAUUCCAAUUGCACCCGAUGGUGGCUUCUGUUACGAUCAAGAAAAAUGUGUCGGGGGAAUCGCUAGAGUUUCAACUAUUGUUCAUCACCUGAAGCAACAACAUCCAAACGCUAUACUCUUGAAUGCUGGUGAUUGCUUUCAAGGAACUUUAUAUUAUGACAUUUACCGUGAUAAUAUAACAGCGUACUUUAUGAAUAAACUUCCACAUGAUGCAAUUACUAUUGGAAAUCAUGAUUUUGACGACGAAAUAUGCGGUUUAGCAUCUUUUAUGAAUGAAUUACGUGCUCCUAAAGUCUUAACUAAUCUUGACUCAACCGAUGAGUAUUUGUUGCAGAAUCUUUAUACGAAUAGUACAGUUAUUCUCAAAAGCACUAAAGGCAUUGGCGUAAUUGGUGUAAUUACUUCAGACACAGAUAAAAUAUCAAAAUAUACUGGAAAGUUAAAAUUUUUGAAUGCUGUCGAAACUAUAAACUUGGAGGCUAAAAAGCUUAAAUUUAAUGGAAUAAAUAUCAUAAUUGUUCUAAGUCAUUGUGGCAUUGCGUAUGACAAAAUAAUAGCCGCCAAUUGUCCUGAUGUAGAUGUAAUUGUCGGAGGACAUUCUCAUAUUCUCCUUUAUAAUGGUAUUCCACCAUCUAAUGAAAUUCCAUAUGAUCGUUAUCCAAUAGUAAUUACACAAACAAAAUAUAAUAGAAAAGUCCUUAUUGUUCAUUCUGGCGCUUUUACAAAGUAUAUGGGUAACAUACGAAUUGUUUUCGACGAGAAUGAUGAAGUGAAGUUUUGGAAAGGAAAUCCAAUAUAUCUAGAUUCAAAUGUAAAGGAAGAUUGCCUUAUCAUUGAUGAAUUGCAAUCCUGGAAAGCAGGUGUGGAUCGAAUAGGCAAAGAAAAGAUCGGACAAGCUUUAGUCUUUCUAAAUAAUUCCUGUGAUUCAGGCGAAUGUAACUUAGCUAACUUAAUCACUGAUGCUAUGGUUUAUAAGUAUAAUAGUAAUGCAUCGAUCAGUCUUAUAAAUGCAAAUAGUAUACAAAGUAGUAUUCCUGCAGGUCCUAUUUUAUAUGAAAAUAUUUAUAUGGUGGCGCCUUAUAAUAAUACGUGGGAUUUAAUUGAGCUCCAAGGAAAGUACCUACUCGAGGCUCUAGAAGAAAAUGUCGCUGCAAGUUCGAGUAAUACAAGUUUUAUUAAUUCCAAGCUUCUGCAUUGGUCUGGGUUAAAAGUCACUUAUAACCUUACUAACAACAAGGAUAGAGUCAUUGAUGUGAAAGUCAGGUGUUUUCAUUGUCUAAACAAAGUUUUCGAAGCUCUAGAACCGCACAAACGGUACCCAAUUGUCAUUCCAUCAUAUAUAGUAUCGAAUACAAUUAUCAAAAAACAGAUAAACAAAGUAAUUGGAAAAACCAGCGACUUAGCGAAUAUUGUGAAUUAUAUAAAGAAAAUUGAUGUAGUCGAUAUAGGAAAUGAAUCUAGAAUGAUAUUUGUAUAAAGUAAUAUAAUUGUUUGUGAAUUAAUAUAAUGUUGCUGAAAACAAGAACAAAACUAUAUCGUACAUAUCGUACAUUUAAAAAUGUUAAUCCAUAGCGUUAGAAUGAAUUAUUGUUUUAAUAUUAAAACAAGGACAAUACACAAACGAAUUAAUUUAUCAACAUAAAGUCGUGCAUUACGGCACAUGUAUUUACAAAAACAUUGUAUAUAUAACUUAUAUACACAAUACAUAGUUAUAUAAAUAA